Molecule: messenger RNA, 1701 nt
Organism: Colletotrichum orchidophilum
Lineage: Eukaryota; Fungi; Ascomycota; Sordariomycetes; Glomerellales; Glomerellaceae
Product: ATPase
Exons: 1
Coding region: 1-1701 (566 amino acids)
Biological process (GO): regulation of DNA repair; DNA-templated DNA replication; DNA repair
Cellular component (GO): nucleus
Molecular function (GO): DNA binding; single-stranded DNA helicase activity; enzyme activator activity
Source: RefSeq, a predicted model, not a curated record
AUGGCAGCAGUCGACUGUCCCAUCUGCAACAAGCCCGUCAAGGAGACGCUGAUCAACUCCCACAUCGACUCGGGCUGCCAAAACCACAUCUUCAACACCGAACGAACGUCUUCGCCGCCCGCGGCGACACAAUUAAAUGGCAGCUCUACACUCACCUCAUCACAAGCCAAAAGGCCCGCUUCAUCCUUCUUCUCAACGCCCGCACCGAAGCGCCAUGCCCCUCCGGCCAAAGUCCUCACGACCCCCUCCAAUGGUAUGACGACGACGACGACGGCAACCACAUCCACCCGCCAAAUGGCGGGAGUGAAACGAAGCUUCGACGACGGGCCAGGCGCUCUCCCCUCCCCCAUGGCCACAGCCACCGACACCGAUAGCGAUGCGGCGAACCAACAACCGCCACCAGAGACCGGUCCCUCAGCGAAGCGCACAAAGACGGCCCGCGCGGCGCCGCUGGCAGAGCGCAUGCGGCCCAGGACCCUAGAUGAGGUCUGCGGGCAGGACCUUGUCGGCCCGCACGGCGUGCUGCGCUCGCUCAUCGAGUCGGACCGCGUGCCGUCCAUGAUUCUCUGGGGCGGCUCCGGGACCGGCAAGACGACGAUUGCGCGGUGCAUCGCGCACAGCGUCGGCUCGCGCUUCAUCGAAAUGAACGCCACAUCAUCCGGCGUGGCCGAGUGCAAAAAGCUCUUUGCCGAGGCGGCCAACGAGGGCGCCCUGACGGGUCGCAAGACCAUCAUCUUUUGUGAUGAGAUCCACCGCUUCUCCAAGUCACAGCAAGAUGUGUUUCUCAAGCCCGUCGAGGCCGGGACCAUCACCCUCAUUGGCGCGACGACGGAGAACCCUUCCUUCCGGGUCCAGGCCGCGCUGCUCUCGCGCUGCAGGACGUUCACCCUCUCCAAGCUCUCCAGCGAGGACGUGGCGCGGAUCCUGCUCCGCGCCAUUGACGAGGAAUCGAAAACGAACAACUACCCCGGCAGCCCCCUCGUCGACGCAGAGCUGGUGACGUACCUGGCCGCCUUUUCCGACGGCGACGCCCGCACGGCGCUCAACCUCCUCGAGCUCGCCCUCUCGCUCUCGACGCGGGCCGGCACGACAAAGGAGAGCAUAAAAGCCUCGCUGACCAAGACGCUCGUGUACGACCGCGCGGGCGACCAGCACUACGACACGAUAUCAGCCUUCCACAAGGCCGUGCGCGGCUCCGACGCCGACGCGGCGCUGUAUUACCUGGCGCGCAUGCUGCAGUCGGGCGAAGAUCCCUUGUUUGUCGCGCGGCGGAUGGUGGUUAUUGCGUCAGAGGACGUUGGGCUUGCGGAUAACUCCCUGUUGCCGCUCGCGACGGCGGCGUACACCGCCGCGCAGCAGAUUGGGAUGCCCGAGGCGCGGAUACCGCUCGCGCACUGCGCCGUUGCGCUGAGUCUUGCGCCGAAGAGCACGCGGGCGUAUCGGGGGUUGAAUAAUGCGUACGCGGCGUUGAAGGAGCCCGGAGCGGCGGCGUUGCCUGUGCCGUUGCAUUUGCGGAAUGCGCCGACGCGGUUGAUGAGGGAGAUGGGGUACGGGGCCGAGUAUAAGUACCCUCCUAAUUAUCGGGGCGGGCGGGUGAGGCAGGAGUAUUUGCCGGAUGAGCUUGUGGGGAGGAGGUUUUUGGAGGAGAGGGAUUUGGGGACCGAGGUUGAUCCAGAUCUAGAGAUGGAGACGGAGUCGUGA